Molecule: messenger RNA, 2459 nt
Organism: Gymnogyps californianus (California condor)
Lineage: Eukaryota; Metazoa; Chordata; Aves; Accipitriformes; Cathartidae
Gene: CCDC60
Product: coiled-coil domain containing 60
Exons: 14
Coding region: 28-2121 (697 amino acids)
Source: RefSeq, a predicted model, not a curated record
GAGAAACACCAAGGUUCCCAUUCUGGAAUGAUGCCAGUACCAGAUAGAGCUAAAAACCACAGACUCGAGGCACCUGUGGUAGCAAAUGCAGGUAGGAGCAGCAGACUCAAGGCACCUGUGGUACAAAAUGCACCUAAAAGCAGCAGACUCAAGGCACCUGUGGUACCAGAUCCACAUAAGAACAGCAGAAUCAAGGUGCUGGCAGCCACUAAAGUGUUGAAUCCUCGAGAUUUUGUGUGCAUUCAGGCUUUGCCUGGCUUUGCUCAGAAGGAAGGAAAGGUCUUGGCCAGAAGCAGAACAAUUUACAGAAGCAGUGAACCUCCAAGAGAACAAGUGUUCUGGGAAAACUACCACAGGAGGCAAAAGCAAUUCACUCAGGGACACUUCACCCCCACUGGGAAGCCUUAUCGGGAGCUUGGAGAGAUUCUCUACACAGACCCGAAGAAACUUACCCUCUACUCUUUGGGGCAGCUUGCACAGGAACCAGUGAAAAAAGAUGUGCAGGAAAAACCGCCCAAAGAAGUGGCUGAGGUUACUACUAACAAGUACUCUUUCAAUCCAGAGUCUGAUCCACUGGAACCAGUGAAGAGGCUCUCCCCAUUUAGAGAAACAAGAAAGGAGCUGAGGACUCUUAGUAAAGCUCUAGCUCACUCAAGGCAUCAUAUCAAUUUUGUGAAGCAAGGUGGAGAAUACUUUCAUAUACUUCACCAAGAAUCACUGGAGAGGAGGAACACGCUGAAAGCAGCCCAGCAGGCUCAGGGCACAAGAUGGAGAACUGAGUUCCAGCCACCCAAACACUCCUCUGAUGUGGAGGAGUCAGAGGAAGAAAUAAGCACUUGCUCUCUAACAGAAGGCAACCACCUGAGGAAGUCGGGGAUGAAGAAAAAAAAGAUGACCUUACGGUCUUUCAUUCCUGUUUAUACCAGUGUCUUGAUUCCAAGCCCCCCUGGAGCAAAAAGUGAACAUCUUUUCCGACAACUGUGUGCCAUACACUGGCUUUUGGAAGCUUUGACUCUUGAAUCCAGCAGUUCGAUGCAUUCCAUAUUAACCUGUUGGAAUCCAACGGACCCUGGUGGUUGUAAAAAAACAGUAAAAGAAAUUGAAGAGGAGAAGUUAGCAACAUACAUGUGGGAGCUCUUUAUUACAAACACAAAGAAAUGCACCUGGAAAGCACGAUACAGUCCACUUAGCAGGAAGAUAAACAAGACAUCUACUCUAGGUAUCUCUCAGCUUAGCAGUCAGUCAUCUCCCUGUGGUCAAACCCCUCGUGGCAGCGAAACUUCCACUGUACUUUACUCUGAAGACAACGUCAAGAUUAAUGUAGCUUCAUCUGAUGUUGUGAGUGAGUCAGCACAAGCUAAAGAACAACCACCUCUUUUCCCCUCCCUACAGAAAGUUGUCCAGAUAACACACGAAGAGGUGUCAAAAGAAGUCCAUAAACAAGAAGAUAUGGUUAAGAAGACUGGACUGCAGCGUUUGUUGCCAGUGGCUCAGAACUACAGAGUAAACAUGCCAUUCAUUAAGGACCAAGAGAGUAUAAUAUCAAGGAAGCAGAGGCCCAGAAGGCAGGGUUGCAGCUGCCAUAUCAGCUCUUUCAUUAAAAGCAAAUCUAACUUGUGUGCCGAUAUGAGGCAAAAGUUCACAGCAGUACGUGAAGAAGCAGCUUGUUGUUUACAUGAUGCCCUAGUGAGCCUUGAGAGGAGGCAGGAAGAGCGAUGUUGUCAAAAAUACCAGGCUUUGAAACAAUUGAAGUAUUUCAGAAGAGUCAUGGAAAGAAUAAGACAGCUGGGCAUGAGAGCCGAAAGAGAACAUGAUGAAGAUGGACUAAACUGGUUUCCUGUAUUGCUUGCCAGACUCCCAGAGUCUGUGAAGAGUGACCGUUAUGUACAGAACAUCUUAAAGAAACUGGAAAAAUAUGGCAAGACUCCUGACUUGAAAAUUCAUCCAGACACCUUUCUUAAGGCUCUGGCUGAUCUACAGGUGUGGGAGCUGUGUUCUCCAGAAAUUGCUGCAGCUGUGGAGUUUGUACGUGAAAGUAUUGUGCAGAUGCCAGAAGAGGAUUUCAGCGAGUGGUUUCAGACAAGAGUAGCCCUCCUCAGUGCACAGUCCUCCACCUUUUAAUCAAACAGCCAGAUGAGAUGGUUUUCCAGCUACAACUGUCUUCAAGCAGAAAACUACUGCCUGUUGAGAUCUGCCUCAAGGAAGACUGGGGAAGGGGAGUUAACUUCAGGAAAUCCCACUGACCACUCUUGCACAACUGAAAUUUGUCCCUCUACAGUGCUCCGCGGGCUGUAGUCGGCCAUAGAAAAUAAAAGCUAAAUACUGUUGCUCCUUGCUGUAUGAUGUCUUGGACACACCAUCAAAUUUCAGCCUCAUCUAACCAUGUGGGAUGAAGACUGAGUUUCUAAUCACAGGUCAGGUCAUUUCUUCAGACAUUCCUCUAACGAUACCUACUGUAU